AGGUAAUGGACGACGGCUUGGGCCAGUGCCAGAUGCAGAUGCAGCAGCACCAGCACCAGUCCCAGUCCCAGCACUCUGCCUACCAGGAGCAGCAUCAUCCUCAUCAUCAUCAUCCUGCCGCUGUGGGUGGCGCUGGCAGUGGCGAUCGCUGGGACUUUGUGGGGGCGUUGGGCAAGGUGGCGCGCAUGUUCUUCAGCGCUCGCAAAGGGAAUCCGGGAUAGAAGAGUCCAUAGAAGACAGCUCCACCUGGACAAGGUAUUGGUUCCUCUGUCCAGAGCAGGCAGAUGGAUCCUUCCUCUGGCACUCCUUAGAACACGUCUAAUUAGGAACUUAGGAACACUAGCAGUCCCCUGAGGACUAAGAGUUAGUCUAGAAUCUAGAGCCUACACAAAAACAUUCAAUGUUGUUAUAUAGUUCUUAAGAAUUGUAAAUUACGAAAAACACAC
This is a messenger RNA of Drosophila miranda, 446 nucleotides long. Its product is annotated as protein trachealess-like. The record is from RefSeq and is a predicted model, not a curated record. Lineage: Eukaryota; Metazoa; Arthropoda; Insecta; Diptera; Drosophilidae. The coding region runs from base 6 to 221 and encodes 71 amino acids. The transcript has a single exon.